This is a messenger RNA of Penicillium daleae, 1443 nucleotides long. RefSeq names its product Mob1 family protein. Gene Ontology annotation, cellular component: cytoplasm. NCBI's taxonomy places the organism in Eukaryota, Fungi, Ascomycota, Eurotiomycetes, Eurotiales, Aspergillaceae. The coding region runs from base 1 to 1443 and encodes 480 amino acids. The transcript is spliced from 2 exons. The record is from RefSeq and is a predicted model, not a curated record.
AUGACUGCCGCGGGAGUCUCCCCGUCUAGCUCCCCGCGACUUCCCAGUCCGCCCCCAUUCACGGAGGUCCAGAUAGGACCUCUGUCGCCUUCGGUCGGCGAGACCUUUGGCAAAGAUGCAGAGAAGCUUUUCGGAGUUGCAGGUGGCGAGGAUGAAGGCCCAACGCGCCGUAUCCGCCCAGGUACCAAGGCCGGCGACAUGGCCUUCGGCCCGCCGCUGAUUCCCCUUGCGCAGCUUGAUUCCCCUUUCCAGCUCCAGGAACACCUCAUGGCGCUCUAUCAUCAUUUCACCAAGCCUGAAGGGUCCGACACGGUGAUCCCAAUCACUCGCCAAGUCGCAAGUCAGCUCGCAACCCCUCCGGACGGAGUUGACCGAUCGCUGUGGCUCUACGAGCUAUGCCGCUUCUUGACCAUGAAAGUGAACAAUCUUAUCAUCGCCUUCUUCGCCGAGAACCCGCCCUGCUCGGCGCAGACCUGCCCGGAAAUGCGAGCGUCGGAAUGGCAAUACCUCUGCGCUGUUCACGACCCACCCAAGUCAUGCUGCGCUAUCGACUACUGCUGCCAUACUCUCGACUGGGCUACCAACACCCUCACCUCUCCGAAGUAUUUCCCCAGUCGCCUCACGUUAGGCGCCGAGGGCUCCGGCGGCCCACAGGCCAGCAUGCGACACCUGACAAACAUCUUCCGCCGACUCUACCGCAUCUUCGCGCACGCUUGGUUCCAACAUCGGGAAGUUUUCUGGACAGUGGAGGGGCAUGAUGGUCUCUAUGUCUUCUUCAAGACGGUCUGCGACAUGUUCGCUCUAAUUCCGGAGGACAACUAUACUAUUCCCCAGGAGGCGGAGGGUCCGGAUGCUGUCCAGCCCACGGCGGAUGAAGCGGUUGACAACAAGCGGUUGACGAUCCUACGCAAGGAGGGUGAUGAUCCCUUCGGUUCUAGUGCGGAGGGUAUGGAUCCAGCAAUCAGUACCGGUGCUACUACCCGCCGCCACAAGCACAGCCCAUCCACGGGAUCACGAGUUAGCACGAUCACGGAAAGUGCUGAGGACAACGAUGACUCGCCUCAGCUGGCAGCACCUCUGCGAGAAGCUCUGCAAGAAGAGGAUCAGCCUGAACCAACUGGGAAUGUUCUUACUGAGGAGACAAAGGAGGUCUCUCUUGAAAGCACAGAGCCAAUUCUUGCUGCGGAGACAGCUGAAGAUGCUAUUCCAGCUGCAGUGACAUCUACAGAAACCGAGAAACCCACAGAGGAGGUCGCCACAGAGGAAAAGCUCGAAGAAGCGGAAACAGACGCACAAGACAGUCACGACGAAGUUAACCCUCCAAAGUCCGCGGAUGAAGCUCCUGCGGAUGAUGUGACUACCUCUUCUACUGCUGAAGACAAUAAAGAAGUAGAGCCAGAGUCCAAUGCUGCGCCUGCAACUGAGCAGAAAUCAGAGUCAUAA